AUGGAUUACAUGGCUGGACGCUCGCCAGCACAUGGCGCUGCGACAGUCACAGCUUCAACGUGCUCAAAACAAGGAUCGCUGAAAUUGAUUAGACAUCCCCGUGCAACUAUGAAGCGGGAUGAUGACGAUGAGCUUGAGGUGUCAUUUCCGCCAGAAUGUCCCUCCAAUGAUAAUUCGGCCUCACCAGCUCGGUGGACUUCAGAAUGCGAAGUUGAGGAACCAGAAAUUCUUAGGGGAUAUCAACACUUAGAGGUCGAUUCUCCGAGGAACCGUCCCACCUUGUCACUCUCCACUCUCGUCGCUCCUACCAGUAGCUGCCAACGUCCUCAUGGCGCUAUGGGGUACAGACUUGUUCUUUUCAAGGACACGUAUCGCUAUCUGAGUAACUUUAAGGAGCAAGGGAUCGAGUAUGCGAAGCAGGCUGUACAGGAGGAUACAGCUGGCAACUAUGCGAAGGCCUUGCCUCUUUACAUGAACGCGCUCGAGUAUUUUAAGACCCACUUGAAGUACGAGAAGAACCCGAAGAUUAAGGACGCGAUUCAGGCCAAGUUCGUGGAAUACCUAGAUCGAGCCGAGCAGAUUAAGGAGGUACUGGAAGGAGCACCGCAGAACGGAGCGCCGGGGGACGCGGCGUCUGCUAUUAAGCCGAAGGCGAAGAAAGGCGGAGCUGGUGGUGGUGGGGAUGACGACGCGGACAACAUGAAGCUUCGAUCGGGGUUGAAUUCGGCCAUUGUGCGAGAGAAGCCGAACAUCAAGUGGUCCGACGUGGCAGGGUUGGAAGGCGCGAAGCAGGCGCUCCAGGAAGCGGUCAUCCUGCCUGUCAAAUUCCCGCAGUUUUUCACAGGCAAGAGGCGGCCAUGGAGAGCGUUCCUCCUGUACGGCCCGCCAGGCACGGGCAAGUCGUAUCUCGCCAAGGCUGUCGCCACGGAGGCCGAUUCCACCUUCUUUAGCAUCUCGUCGUCCGACCUGGUAUCCAAGUGGAUGGGCGAGAGUGAGAAGCUGGUGGCGAAUCUCUUUCAGAUGGCGCGCGAGAGUGCGCCCUCCAUCAUCUUCAUAGACGAGAUCGACUCGCUGUGCGGCCAGAGAGGCGAGGGCAACGAGAGCGAGGCGUCACGGCGCAUCAAGACAGAGUUCCUCGUCCAGAUGCAGGGCGUGGGCACGGAGGACAACAAGGUGCUGGUGCUCGCUGCCACCAACACGCCCUACUCGCUCGACCAGGCGGUGCGUCGGCGCUUUGACAAGCGAAUCUACAUCCCACUACCGGAUGUGAAGGCCAGGCAGCACAUGUUUAAGGUGCAUCUUGGGGACACGCCCUACAGCCUGUCAGAGAAGGACUUUGAGGAGCUGGCUCAGAAGACAGAUGGAUUCUCGGGGUCGGAUAUUUCAGUCUGUGUGAAGGAUGUCUUGUUUGAGCCCGUUCGAAAGACACAAGAUGCCAUGCACUUUAAGAAGGUGUCCAAGGACGGGGACGUGUGCUACAUGCCAUGUGGGCCGCAGGAGCCAGGCGCCAUCCAGACUACCAUGGAGGAGCUUGCAGCACAGGGGCUGGGGGAGAAGAUUGUUCCUCCACCCAUCAUGAAGUCGGACUUUGACAAGGUGUUGUCGCGACAGAAGCCAACAGUGAGCAAAGACGAUUUAAAGAUUCAAGAGAAGUUUACGGAAGAGUUUGGGGAAGAAGGUACCGUUUCUUGCCCGGCGCCAGUGGUGCUGCCACGUGGCGUAGCGCAGCCAGUUGUGGCGACGGCUGGUCAGACCCCAAAGGCGGUUUCGGGCGAUGCGCUGGUGGCUGAGAGCAGCGAGUCGGUCCCGCCUGCCUCCGCCCAUGCGCAUAUGGUCACCCACUUCUACCGCCACCCACUCCUCUCUGACGCCGCCACGGAAUCGCUGCUUCACAAGGUAACCCUCCAGUAUUUUAGAGACGCCUCAAAUUUCUCCGCGCCUGCUCGUACGUUCACCCACUUCUACCGCCACCCGCUCCUCUCUCUCCGAGGCUGCCACAGAAUCGCUGCUUCACAAGGUAUGAGCCAGCCACUCCUCUCUGUCGCUGCAACAAAUCACUGCCGAGCUCUCUUCAACCCCCUUCUUCCCACUACCCCUUCCCUGUUGCAUGCUUCCCACGGUCCUCCUUCCCUCGCUCCUCCUGCCCCUCUCUCCUCCUCCAUCCCCUGCUUCUUCUCCCGCCCACUCUCCCCUCUUCCUUCUCAGGUCCAGGAGAAGGUGUGCGCUGACGUCAUCAGCAUCCGCACGGAGCAGUGCUUCAACGUGGAGCUGACGUCACCUCUGGACGCAGCACACGAGGCGGCUCUGGUGUGGGUGUUAUCUGAGACGUACGAGCCUGAGAAGCUCACCCGGGAGUCGGUUUUCAGUGCUGGCGCUGCAGCGGAGGGGGAAGGGGAGAGGGAGGAGGAAGGGGAGGUGGUGGUGGUGGAGGUGGGGCCUCGUUUGUCGUUUACCACUGCCUGGUCGACAAACGCUGUCUCCAUCUGCCGCUCUUGCACCCUGGAGCAGGUAGGGCUGCAAAUUAAAGUGUGGGGUCUGAAGCAGGUAAGAGGGCGGAAGAGCGAGUGGUGGGGUCUAAAUUGUCCCCCGUCCCGCCCACUUCCCCACUCCCCUCAACCCCCCAUCCCCCCCACCCCAUUUCUCUCCGUUCCCUCCCCCCAGGUGACGCGCAUCGAGAGGUCGCGCCGCUACGCCCUGCAGCUGGCGCCAGGCGUUGAGGCGGCUGCUGUGUUUGGGGAGGAGCAGAGGGCAGCGUUUGCCGCGCUGGUGCACGAUCGCAUGACUGAGUGUGUGUAUGAGUCACGGCUUGAGACGUUUGUCACAGACGCUGCUCCCGCGCCUGUUGUGCGCAUCCCCGUCAUGAAGGAGGGGCGCAAGGCGCUGGAGCAGGUCAACAAGGAGAUGGGUCUGGCGUUUGAUGAGUGGGACCUGGACUACUACACGCGUCUGUUCCGCGAGGACAUCGGACGGGACCCCACGAACGUGGAGCUGUUUGACAUCGCACAGUCCAACUCCGAGCACAGCCGCCACUGGUUCUUCAAGGGCGAUUUGACAGUGGACGGGCAGAAGGUGCAGCACACUUUGAUGGAUCUGGUGAAGGACACGCUCAAGGCCAACCCCAACAACUCCGUCAUUGGCUUCAAAGACAACUCCAGUGCAAUUCGAGGCCGGGUCGUGUCCGCCAUCCUGCCCGAGAAUCCCGGGCAGCCAUCAAAGCUGGAGCCUCAGGAGCGGGACUAUGACAUUCUCUUUACCGCCGAGACGCACAACUUUCCCUGCGCCGUGGCGCCAUUUCCCGGGGCAGAGACGGGCGCAGGCGGGCGGAUUCGCGACACACACGCGACAGGUGUCGGCUCGCUAGUGGUUGCUGCUACUGCUGGUUACUGCGUGGGCAACUUGCAGGUAAGUGCAGACUGGGUAGAAAAAGGAAGGGGAGGGGGAGCGCUUGUGAACGGGGAGGGCGAAGAAGGGAAAGAAAUGGAGGGGCAUGCAGCACCCUGGGAAGACACCUCGUUUGAGUAUCCUCCGAACCUCGCUCCACCGCUCCAGAUUCUUCUUGAUGCCAGCGACGGUGCAUCAGACUAUGGCAACAAGUUUGGAGAGCCUCUCAUCCAGGGCUACACACGCACGUUCGGGAUGCGGCUGGCGAGUGGGGAGAGAAGGGAGUGGCUGAAGCCCAUCAUGUUCAGCGGGGGCAUCGGACAGAUUGACCACCGGCAUUUAGUGAAGGAGGAACCAGACGUGGGCAUGCUGGUGGUCAAGAUUGGAGGCCCGGCGUAUCGCAUUGGCAUGGGCGGGGGUGCGGCCAGCAGCAUGGUCUCGGGCACGCGCGACGCAGAGAUGGAUUUCAAUGCGGUGCAGAGGGGUGACGCGGAGAUGGCUCAGAAGCUGAACCGCGUGGUGCGCACGUGUGUGGAGCUGGGGGAUCAGAACCCCAUCCUCAGCAUCCAUGACCAGGGCGCCGGAGGCAACUGCAACGUGGUGAAGGAGAUCAUCUACCCGCAGGGCGCGGAGAUUGACGUGCGAUCGAUCGUGGUGGGCGAUGAAACCAUGUCCGUUCUUGAGAUCUGGGGCGCCGAGUACCAGGAGCAGGACGCCCUACUGGCUCGCCCAGAGAGCGAGGCACUUCUGAGGUCGAUUUGCGACCGAGAGAGGCUCUCCAUGGCUGUUAUUGGGACCAUCAGUGGUUCCGGCAAGGUGGUUCUGUUUGAUUCGAAAGAGCAGCAGGAGGCAGCAGCGGCGGGCCACGCCCCUCCCCUCCCAGCAGUGGACCUCGAUUUGGACAAGGUGCUGGGGGACAUGCCCAGCAAGCGAUUUGAUUUCGUGCGCAGCUCAGACGAGAGGGAGCCUCUGGAGCUGCCCCCUGCUCUCACCGUGGCAGAGGCCCUCAAGCGCGUGCUCAGGCUGCCUUCUGUUGCGUCCAAGCGGUUCCUCACCACCAAGGUGGACCGCUGCGUUACCGGGCUUGUGGCACAGCAGCAGACCGUGGGCCCGCUGCAGAUCACCCUUGCUGACGUGGCAGUCAUCGCUCAGACCCAUACAGGCAUCACGGGAGCAGCAUGCGCUAUCGGGGAGCAGCCAAUCAAGGGCCUCAUCAACCCAGCAGCCAUGGCGCGCAUGGCCAUUGGCGAGGCCCUCACCAACCUUGUGUGGGCCAAGGUCACAGCAUUAGAGGACGUGAAGGCAAGCGGCAACUGGAUGUAUGCAGCCAAGAUGGGCGGAGAGGGGGCAGCCAUGUACGAUGCUGCAGUGGCGCUCAAGGAGGCAAUGCUGGAAUUGGGGAUUGCGGUGGACGGUGGGAAGGAUAGCUUGUCCAUGGCUGCUACGGCGGGGGGGGAGACAGUGAUGGCGCCUGGCAACCUGGUGCUGAGUGCGUACGUCACCUGCCCGGAUAUCACCCUCACUGUCACACCCGACCUCAAGCUCCCAGGCGAGGGUGUGUUGAUCCACGUGGACCUCAGUGCGGGCAACAGGCGGGUGGGCGGGUCGGCGCUCGCCCACGCGUACGACCAGAUCGGCGAUGAGUCACCAGAUGCUGACGUGGCGCUGCUGAAGCGGGGCUUCAAUGCCGUGCAGGAUCUGAUCGGCCGGCGUCUCAUAGCAUCAGGCCACGACAUCAGCGAUGGUGGCAUCAUCACAGCCAUUCUCGAGAUGGCCUUUGCUGGCAACACGGGGGUCACUGUCGACCUGCCCUCGCCUGCUGCUGCUGCUGGGAAGAAGACAGACGGGGAAGAUGAGGAGGAGGAGGAGGGGGUGGAUGUGUUUGGAGCACUCUUUUCAGAGGAGCUGGGGCUUGUCAUCGAGGUGGCGCCGGCCAAUCAGGACGAAGUACUGCGCACGUUCUCCGCCGCCCAGGGCGAGUCGAUGCCACCCUGGCGGGACGUGUGGGAGGAGUCGUCCUUUCUGCUGGAGCAGAUGCAGCGCACCGAGACGUGCGCCCAGGCUGAGAGGGACGGGCUCAAGCACCGCAAGGAGCCGUCCUGGAAGCUUCCCUUUACCCCGAGCCGGACUGCGCAGGAGCUCCUGACUGCCACCGCGAAGCCCAGAGUGGCCGUGUUGAGGGAGGAGGGCAGCAACGGCGACAGGGAGAUGGCGGCAGCGGUGUGGGCAGCAGGCAUGGAGCCAUGGGAUGUGACUGUAUCGGAUCUGCUACAAGGGAGGGCGCGGCUGGACGACUUCAGGGGAAUCAUCUUUGUGGGCGGCUUCAGCUAUGCUGACGUGCUGGACUCGGCCAAGGGCCUGGGCGUGUGCAACGGCUGCCAGCUCAUGGCGCUGCUGGGAUGGGUCCCUGGUCCGGAUGUGGGCGGGGUGAUGGGCGAGGGAGGAGACGCAGCACAGCCGCGCUUUGUGCACAACGAGUCGGGGCGAUUUGAAUGCCGCUUCUCCACCGUUCAGAUUGAGGAAUCUCCUGCUGUCAUGCUCAGGGGCAUGGAGGGCACGAGGGUGGGAAUCUGGGUGGCACACGGGGAGGGCCGGGCGCUCUUCCCUUCCUCCACCCUCUUCCACUCCGUCCUCUCAUCCAACCUUGCCCCCAUCCGCUACUGCGAUGACGACGGUGCUCCCACCGAGGCCUACCCGUUCAACCCCAACGGAUCCCCUGCGGGGAUAGCUGCGCUGUGCUCGCCUGACGGGAGGCAUCUGGCGAUGAUGCCGCACCCUGAGAGGUGUUAUCUGAUGUGGCAGCUGCCGUGGGCGCCGAAAGAGUGGCGGGAGGGUAUGGAUGCGAGCGGACCGAGCCCUUGGCUGAAGCUGUUUCAGAAUGCACGGGAGUGGUGUGCGGAGCACCCGCAGUAG
This is a messenger RNA of Closterium sp. Yama58-4, 6294 nucleotides long. The record is from the annotation of a GenBank genome assembly. NCBI's taxonomy places the organism in Eukaryota, Viridiplantae, Streptophyta, Zygnematophyceae, Desmidiales, Closteriaceae.